Messenger RNA from Nannospalax galili (Upper Galilee mountains blind mole rat), 1196 nucleotides. RefSeq names its product ras homolog family member G (gene Rhog). Gene Ontology annotation, cellular component: plasma membrane; cytoskeleton; cell projection. The transcript has a single exon. Gene Ontology annotation, molecular function: GTPase activity; protein kinase binding; GTP binding. NCBI's taxonomy places the organism in Eukaryota, Metazoa, Chordata, Mammalia, Rodentia, Spalacidae. The record is from RefSeq and is a predicted model, not a curated record. Bases 68 to 643 code for a protein of 191 amino acids. Gene Ontology annotation, biological process: cortical cytoskeleton organization; actin filament organization; establishment or maintenance of cell polarity.
GUCACUGCUUCCAGAAGGGCCCGGAAGACAGAGGAGGCACUGCCUCCACUUCAGCACUUCACCCACCAUGCAGAGCAUCAAAUGUGUGGUGGUGGGUGAUGGGGCUGUGGGCAAGACAUGCCUGCUCAUCUGCUACACAACCAAUGCCUUCCCCAAGGAGUACAUCCCCACCGUGUUCGACAACUACAGCGCCCAGAGUGCAGUUGAUGGGCGCACAGUGAACCUGAACCUGUGGGACACUGCGGGCCAGGAGGAAUACGACCGCCUCCGUACACUUUCCUACCCUCAGACCAAUGUCUUUGUCAUCUGUUUCUCUAUUGCCAGUCCACCCUCUUACGAGAACGUGAGGCACAAGUGGCAUCCAGAGGUGUGCCACCACUGCCCUGACGUGCCUAUCCUCUUGGUGGGCACCAAGAAGGACCUGAGAGCCCAACCUGAUACCCUACGGCGCCUCAAAGAGCAGGGCCAAGCACCCAUCACACCACAGCAGGGCCAGGCACUGGCCAAGCAGAUCCAUGCUGUGCGCUACCUUGAGUGCUCAGCAUUGCAGCAGGACGGCGUCAAGGAAGUGUUUGCAGAGGCUGUCCGAGCUGUGCUCAACCCAACGCCGAUCAAGCGUGGGCGGUCUUGCAUCCUCUUGUGACCCUGGCAGCUUGGAGGCCCCCCCACCCCCACCAGUUGUGCCUUGGCGCCUUGUUUGCCCCCAGCUGUGCCUUAAGGACUAAUUCUGGCACCCCUUGCCAGGGGGCUCCCUGAAUGCCUUUUUCUGCUCAAGGAGGCAUACAGGGAAAGGGCCUUUGGGCCCUGCCCCAUUCUGCUUGGGAACACCAGGUAUUCCAUGAGCUCACCCAAGCCAAGGUUGAGCCUCCCAAGAGGCCAACCCAGUGCUACCCCUCCAGUUUCUGCUACUGACCAAUUCAUCCAGCUUUCCACAAGAUUGUUGCUGCCUAUUAUGGUGCCUCCUCUCAGGUUAGGGCUCUCAGCCCUCUCUAACCUCUGCCUUUGCUCUUGGAGUUGUCCCUCCAAGAUGCUCUCUCCCUUCUCCAAGGGAGGAACCACAGAAUCCUGAGAAGAAAAAUGUGCCUUAACCUGCCCCAUGUGCCCAGGCCUUAUGCGUCCGCUGACUGACUCAGCCCCCCUGUGCUCCUGGGGGCCUUUCCUACCCCCAUCAGCAUCAAUAAAACCUCCUGUCUCCA